GUGGAGGGCCAGAGGCGGCGGCGGCGGCGGCGGCGGCAGCGGCGGCCCGCGUCCGAGGCUCGCGGGCUGCGGGCCCCGGUGAGUGCACACCCAGCGCGCGGCAGGGCUCCCGAUGUGUCAUCUUGUCCCGCCGCAGCCAAGAUGCCCGGGGAGUGGGGUCCUCCACACCCCCUCCGUGGGUGUGUGGAUUGUACACCAUGGGCGAUUUUGCCGAGGAAGAUCUCUCUGAGGCAGAUUAUGCCUUGUUAGAAGCUUGCCCUUACGAGGACGACUGUGUCUUUGCUCCUGAAUUUGUGACGGAUGAUUAUGUUCGUGUGACUCAGCUUUACUGUGAUGGAGUGGGUAUGCAGUAUAAAGAUUAUGCCCAAAGUGAGAGAAAUUUAGAAUAUGACAUCUGCAAUAUAUGGUGUAGGAAACCAGUUUCUGUCCUGCAAGAUUACUGUGAUGCCAUUAAAAUAUAUAUCUUCUGGCCACUUCUUUUCCAACAUCAACACAGUUCUAUAAUAUCAAGAUUACAUCCCUGUGUGGAGACCACCAGUUUUCCUGCUUCUGAGAUAAGUUUGAAGAAGUUACAAUAUCUUGAAUUGAUGGAAGACAUUGUGGAUUUGGCAAAGAAAGUUGCAAAUGAUCCAUUCCUUAUUGAAGGCUUAUUGAGAAUUGGCUAUAAAAUAGAAAAUAAAAUCUUGGCAAUGGAAGAAGCUUUAAAUUGGGUAAAAUACACAGGCGAUGUAACAAUUCUACCUAAAUUAGGAUCAGUUGACAAUUGUUGGCCUAUGUUAAGCAUUUUCUUUACUGAAUACAAGUAUCACAUAACUAAAGUUGUAACGGAAAACUGCAAUUUACUUGAAGAAUUUAGAAAUCAAAAUUGUGCCGAGUGUAUGGAGCAAGGAGAACUAAUGAAAAUGAGAGGAAAUGAAGAGUUUUCCAAACAAAGAUUUGAUGUAGCUAUUAUUUAUUACACCAGAGCCAUUGAAUAUAGACCUGAAAACCACCUUCUUUAUGGUAACCGAGCUCUUUGUUUUCUUCGUACUGGACAGUUCAGAAAUGCACUUGGUGAUGGAAAGAGAGCCAUUAUUCUGAAGAACACUUGGCCAAAGGGUCAUUAUCGUUAUUGUGAUGCUCUUUCUAUGCUGGGGGAAUAUGACUGGGCCCUGCAAGCAAACAUAAAAGCUCAAAAACUCUGUAAAAAUGACCCUGAGGGAAUCAAGGACCUAAUUCAGCAGCAUGUAAAGUUACAAAAACAAAUAGAAGACCUACAAGGUCGAACACCUACUAAGAAUCCAAUUAAAGCUUUUUACGAAAGCAGGGCCUACGUACCUAGAAAUUUAUCAGCACCUGCUUUUAGUACAUCACUUAACUUUGUGGAGACAGAAAGGGAUUUCAGAAGAACUAACCACGAAAUGGCCAAUGGUGGUAGUAAUCAGAAUCUAAAGGUGGCAGAUGAGGCUUUGAAGGGAGAUGAUUGUGACUGUCAUCCUGAAUUUGUACCAUCAUCAAGUCAGCCUCCAAAACAUAAAGGAAAACAAAAAUCCCGAAACAAUGAAUCAGAAAAAUUCAGUUCUGGUUCACAGUUGACUUUACCAGUAGAUUUGAAAAAUAUCUUGGAGAAACAAUUUUCUAAAACUUCCAGAGCUGCACACCAGGAUUUUGCUAAUAUAAUGAAAAUGCUCAGAAGCUUAAUUCAGGAUGGUUACACAGCCUUGUUGGAGCAGCGUUGCCGCAGUGCUGCACAAGCCUUUACAGAAUUGUUAAAUGGCUUAGAUCCUCAAAAAAUAAAGCAAUUGAACUUGGCUAUGAUUAACUAUGUAUUAGUCGUCUAUGGACUUGCCAUUUCUCUCCUUGGAAUAGGACAGCCUGAGGAGUUAUCUGAAGCUGAAAACCAGUUUAAGAGAAUUAUUGAACACUACCCCAACGAGGGACUUGAUUGCUUGGCCUACUGUGGAAUCGGAAAAGUAUAUUUGAAAAAGAACAGGUUUCUCGAAGCCCUCAAUCACUUCGAAAAGGCAAAAACUUUGAUUUGUCGUCUUCCUGGUGUGUUAACUUGGCCCACAAGUAAUGUGAUAAUUGAAGAGUCGCAUCCAGAAAAAAUAAAGAUGCUGUUAGAGAAAUUUGUUGAAGAAUGCAGAUUCCCCCCAGUGCCAGAUGCCAUUUGCUGCUAUCAGAAGUGCCGUGGAUACUCCAAGAUUCAGAUAUAUAUAACUGAUCCAGAUUUUAAGGGUUUUAUACGGAUCAGCUGUUGCCAGUAUUGUAAAGUAGAAUUUCACAUGAACUGCUGGAAGAAGUUAAAAACAACAACAUUUAAUGAUAAAAUUGACAAGGAUUUUCUACAAGGAAUUUGUCUUACCCCUGACUGUGAAGGAAUAAUUUCUAAGAUUGUCAUCUUUAGCAGUGGUGGUCAAGUUAAAUGUGAAUUUGAACACAAGGUCAUAAAAGAAAAGGUUCCUCCAAGACCUAUUCUGAAACAGAAAUGUUCUAGCCUAGAGAAGCUAAGACUGAAAGAAGACAAAAAAUUGAAGAGAAAGCUCCAAAAACAAGAGGCAAAAAAAUUAGCACAAGAAAGAAUGGAAGAGGAUUUAAGAGAAAGUAAUCCACCUAAAAAUGAAGAUCAGAAAGAAACUGUAGACAGUGUUCAGAGCUGUCAGUUCCUUGAUGACAGAAUUCUGCAGUGCAUAAAGCAGCAUGCUGACAAGAUUAAAUCUGGUAUAUUGAAUACUUCCAAGCUUCUCAAAGAACUGCUUUCUUGGAAAGUUCUGAGCACAGAAGACUAUACGACAUGUUUUUCUAGCAAAAAUUUUCUCAGUGAAGCAGUCGACUAUGUUAUCUGUCAUUUGAUUCAAGAAAAGAAUAGAGUAAAGACAAGAAUAUUUCUUCAUGUUUUGAGUGAGCUUAAAGAAGUGGAGCCCAAAUUAGCCAUCUGGAUCCAGAAACUUAAUAGCUUUGGUUUAGAUGCAACAGGACCUUUUUUUUCUCGAUACGGAGCAUCUCUUAAGGAACUUGAUUUUAGCAUCCUGACUUUUCUCUGGAAUGAGAAAUACAGUCAUAAACUAGGCUCCAUAGAAGGAAAGCAGCUUGAUUACUUCUGUGAGCCAACAUCAUUAAAGGAAGCACGUUGUUUGAUAUGGCUUCUAGAAGAACACAGAGACAAGUUCCCCGCAUUGCAUAUUGCUUUAGACGAAUUCUUUGAUAUAAUGGACAGCCGCUGUACUGUAUUAAGGAAACAAGACAGUGGUGAAGCACUGUUUAGUUCUACCAAGGUAAAAAACAAAGGCAAAAAAAAGAAGCCAAAAGAUUCAAAGCCGAUGUUAGUGGGAUCUGGAACAGCAUCACUGACACCAAAUAAUGAGACUGUCACUUCAGGUGAAGACCACAACAGACACAAUUCAGAUUCUGCAGGCCCGUUUGCAGUGCCUGACCAUCUCCGGCAAGACGUGGAAGAAUUUGAAGCUCUAUAUGACCAGCACAGUAAUGAAUACGUCGUCCGCAACAAGAAGCUAUGGGAUAUUAACCCGAAACAGAAGUGCUCAACUCUGUAUGAUUACUUCUCUCAGUUGUUGGAAGAACAUGGUCCCUUGGAUAUGAGUAAAAUGUUCUCUGAAGAAUAUGAAUUUUUCCCUGAAGAAACACGACAGAUUCUAGAAAAAGCAGGAGGUUUAAAAUCUUUUCUCCUGGGAUGUCCUCGUUUUGUUGUGAUUGACAACUGUAUUGCAUUGAAAAAAGUUGCUUUACGGCUCAAGAAAAAAAGGAAGAAGAAACACAUAAAAGCUAAAGUAGAGGAGAUUUCCAGAACAGGAGAGUAUUUACGAGUUAAACUACCGCUGAACCCAUCUGCCAGGGAAUUUCAGCCAGAUGCAAGCUCCAAGCCACUGUCUGACUUGUCUUCAGAACCAGCUUCUGAGGAUGUGAAACCCAAACCUGAGUCUGCUGAUUCUCCCAGGUUAACUUGUGAAGAUGUGAAACCGAAACUGGAAUCUGCUAGCUCUUCUGGUUCAGUUUCUGAGGAUAACAAACCCAAAGGGAUCUCUGCUGAUUCUCCCAAGCCAGUGUCUGAGGAUGCAAAUCACAAGCAAGUCUCCUCUAAUUCUCCCAAACCAAUUCCUGAGGAUGUGAAACCAACAUAUUGGGCUCAGUCCCACUUGGUCACAGGAUACUGUACAUACCUUCCCUUUCAGGGAUUUGACAUCACUCAGACACCACCAACAUACAUAAACGUGUUACCAACUUUGUCCCAGUACACCAGCAUUUACACACCUUUGCCCAGCAUUUCCUCUGAAUAUCCCCUGCAAAGAUCGAUACCAGUGGUGCCAUCUUUUGUAGCCAGUGACAGAGCAGAUAAAAAUGCUGCUGCAUGUUUUCAGGGUCAUAAUUUCAGUGCUGACAAUGACUCUGGUAACCAGAUUGCUUCUAAAACACAGAUCCUUGAGGACUCUUUGGGAAUAUCUGUAAAGUCACAGAGCAGCCCAGGUGAUGCUGACCCAGCCCCAAGCAAGGCUGAUGAGCUCUGCAAGAACUCUAAUAACAGUCGUGAAGUCCACCCAGGAAGCACUAACCUGGUAACAGAUGGUCCACGCACACAGGUGGUUGCCAUACAGGUGUCUUGGAACAUAACACACCAGGAAGUCAAUACUGAGCCGUACAACCCUUUUGAGGUACAACAGGGGGAGAUUUCACGGAUUGAAAAGGAGUACUACGUGUUACAGGAACAGCUUAAGGAAGCAUGUGAAAAUUAUGAGCAGGUAAAACUCAGGAGCUCAGAAGAGACCAGGGACCUGGAAGACAAGUUGAGGCGAAACACAGAAGAAAGCACGAUCUCAAAGACAGAAUUAGAUUGGUUCCUCCAAGAUCUGGACAAAGAAAUUAAAAAGUGGCAACAAGAGAAAAAAGAAAUUCAAGAAAGACUAAAAGCACUAAAGAAGAAAAUUAAAAAGGUUUUGAAUGCCAGUGAAAUGUUUACCCAGCAGAAUGAUGGCAUGGACAAGGAAUGUGAACUACAUCUGGAACAGACCCUUGAAAUCAGUAAGACAUUUACAGAUGAGAAAAUGAAAAUAGAAGAGUGUGUAAAGAAAGGGAAAGAAAAUUGUGAAGAGAGUCACCACAGAGCUGUGGCUGCCGAGCUAUCCGUGCUUGAGAACUGGAAGGAGAGUGAAGUGUUUAAGUUACAGGUCAUGGCAUCACAAGCAGAAGCUUAUCUUCAGAACCUCAAGCUAACGAGCAGCGAUUCUGCAGCAUGUCCUGACAUGGAGUCUGAGACACAAUCAUGGGAAUCGUUUAUUUCUAAUGUUACAAAAGAAAUUGAGAAAGCAAAGUCUCAGUUUGACGACCACAUAAAAGCAGUUAAAGAUGGUUCUCGGCUCAGUGAACUUUCUAAAGUGCAGAUUUCCGAGCUUUCAUUUCCUGCCUGUAACACAAUUCGUCCUAAGUUGCCCUCUGAGUCUGUGGGCCUUGAAGAUCCAGAGUCCCUGACUUCUGCAAGCAGUGAAAGUGGACCAGUUCACAGGGAUCUGACUCUGUUCUCUGCCAUUGCUUGUCCAGAGCACACUCCUUCUGCACUGUCACCAGGGUCACCAUCUCGCCAGCCUGAGUUUGCUCAGCAGUCAGAGCCUAAGAGGGCUGGCCAGGCAGCUCCGGCAGAACAAAGCCCUGAGCCUGAUCAGAAACCCCCUUCUCCAGGAUGUGUGACUCAUUCAAGCCAGUCUCCGAAAAGGCCAUUCAACAGUAUCAUUGAGCACCUAUCAGUGCUGUUCCCAAGUUACAGCAGCACCGAGCUUGCUGGUUUUAUCAAAAAAGUUCGAAGCAAAAACAAGAACUCACUCUCAGGAUUACGUAUUGAUGAAAUUGUUGAAAGAGUGACAGAGCAUAUUCUAGAUGAAGAGAAAAAGAAAAAGCCAAAUCCAGAAAAGGACAAGAGGACAUCUGAGACCAGUUCUGCUGCUUCUGUGACCAGGUCCUCCCAGGGCCCACCCUCAGUGGUUAUUGGACCAUCAUACAAAACCAAGGGGCAAAAAACAGAAGAUAUCCCUGCACCAGGUGUAAAUUCCUGUGAAAUAUGCCACGAGGUGUUCAAAUCAAAAAAUAUGCGUGCACUAAAAUGUGGGCACAAGUUUCACAAAGGGUGCAUUAAGCAGUGGCUUAAAGGGCAGAGCACUUGCCCUAUCUGCGGCAGUGGUGACCUCCUGUCAGAAGAGAGCCUGCACCUUCCCUCCUGGACAGGGAAGCCCAGUGAAUGCCAGGAACCACCUUCCUGCUGCUCUAGGUAGCCUCUCUUCACUAAAGUAUUGUUCACCUGUGUGCUGAAUUGAAAUGAUGACGACGUCCUACCUUUGGUAUAAAAAAGCAAACAUUUGAAGACUCUCUUGCCCUGUGUGUCACAAAGAUAAUCAGUGGAAACUUUAAUGCAGUUGAUAUUGAGUGAUUUCCCUUGUCUGAUUAUCAGGUCAUGUGUCACAUUCCGCAUUGUAGGGGCUGCUGCAGAGCAGCUCUUUGCAGGUAGGUGGCUUCUUUUGGGAAGUAUUUUGAGUGCAGUUCUUAAGUUGUAAGAAUUCUUUACCUGGCCAAAUACUCUAGGGUUUUCCUUUUGUGUUUGAAAAAUCUUUUCUAAUAGAGCCGCAAGAGAGAUACUGACCUUUAAAAAUUGGGGAGAAGGUGGCUCAAGCAAGGAGGCAAGCAUGAGGUCCUUAGUUUAAAUUUCAGGACCACCACCAAAAACAAAACAAAUAUUUUAUGGCAUUCAGCAUUCCUAAAGAUAUCUCUACAUGUUCCUUAAAGAUUCUGCAUUUUGAAAAUGGGCUUAAGCAAGUCACAUUUUAAUAAUUUGUUAGUUAAUAUAAACUAUUGGCUGAUAUAAACCACACGAUUCAAAUCCCUUCAUGAAAAACCCCAUGUGCUUUGAUUUUUCAUUGCAUUAUUUUACUGCCCUUACAGAUAUUUAAAGUGUUCAUUUUUCAUCUUUUAAAGAUGUGAUCUGACUUUUGAAACUCAGUUAUAAAACCAUUUUUAUUAGUAUCAGUCAAGACUUUUUUACCCCAAAAACCAAGGCUUUGUAUUCAUACCAACACCACAUUCGGAACUUAUUCUCAGAAUACUCUUAGCAGCUUUCCGCCUUCUUUAUGAUUCAGUGGAAAAGUGCCUGGAUGUCUCCAUCUAGCACAUCGCUGAGCACACAGGCGCUGUGUAGAACCAGGUGCCAUCAUUCUCUCAUUCCCUAUUCUUAUCUCACCACCAUACAAGAGAAACUUGUGUAAUUAGACAAUCCUGAGGUGUUUGUGUUAACACUUGUUCCGUGUUUGACAUUUGUGUAAAGUAAUGCAUGCCAUCUUGUACUGUGGCCUGAGAACAAAACCGUAACUGCAUUAGAAGCUAUUUAAAAAUUAGAAAUCUUUUAGUGACCUAUAAUCAGUGGUAAAUACAGAAACAUGAAUCCUGAAUCCUGGACACAUUCCAUUUCUCUCAAAUGUGAAGGAUUAGAAAACGUUUUUCAGUCUGUUCUUUGUUCCACUGGAAACCCAGAGUCAUGCGUGUAUGAAUGGCUUUGGUCACCUUCUGCCUGUGUCCCACAUGAGUUGUGAUGUCCUAGUGACUUAGUCUGUGCAGCUCACUCCUUAUUCUGAAACAUUCUCCAUGGUGGUCCCUGAAACAUCAUUGUAUAUUCAGAAGAGUUGAGAGCUGUGCAUAUGAACUCUGUAGGACUGGCUUGCAGCAUUGGGUAAGAGGGGAAGAGCAACCGUCUGGAGAAUGUUCUUGCUUAACUUCAAAGCCUUGUGAACAUGCCUUAGAUUUGUCCAACAGUGGUCAAUAAAAGAGCUU
Messenger RNA from Castor canadensis (American beaver), 7800 nucleotides. RefSeq names its product tetratricopeptide repeat domain 3 (gene Ttc3). Lineage: Eukaryota; Metazoa; Chordata; Mammalia; Rodentia; Castoridae. The record is from RefSeq and is a predicted model, not a curated record. Gene Ontology annotation, biological process: ubiquitin-dependent protein catabolic process. Gene Ontology annotation, molecular function: ubiquitin-protein transferase activity; protein binding.